Molecule: messenger RNA, 4894 nt
Organism: Phasianus colchicus (ring-necked pheasant)
Lineage: Eukaryota; Metazoa; Chordata; Aves; Galliformes; Phasianidae
Source: RefSeq, a predicted model, not a curated record
AUGAAGGUGCGUGAGCCAACCGCCACGUUCUCAGGGCAGCGCCACGAGGCGGGAGGCCGGGGCAGCCCGUGCUCAGCUGCUGCCAGGAGCACCGCGGGACGGUUUUCAUCCGAGGCCGUCGAGGGCGCGCCUCACAAUAAAGCUGUGUUUCACGAGCCCAUCGGCCGGUUCUGGGCUUCGCGCGCUCCUCGUUUCCUGCAGAGCUCGGGGCCGGCUCUCUCCCCGCCGCAGCGCUGCCUCCUCCGUGAGCGCCCGCGCUCUCCUGGCACGCGAGGCCAGGGGAGAUGCGGCGAGGCGCGGGGCGCGCUUCCAGCCGCUCCUCCGCCGGGAGACAGCCAGCGGCACGCUCCCCUCGCCUUCCUCGAGCGGCCCGAGCGCCGCCAUGCAGCGAGGCCGGGUGAGGAGGGGCGGCGGGCGGGGGGUCGCGCGGACGGGAGAGCGGGUCGGCGCGGGGCGCGGGGGGCGGCGGGCGGCGGCCCCGCUGACGGCUGCCCGUUGCAGGUGCUGACGGCGCUGCUGUGCGCGGCGCUGCUCCCGCUCCGCUCGGACGCCGCCAAAGCGCCCAAACGCCCGGCCCGGCCCCGGAGCUGCGGCGAGCGGCCCGAGGAGCUGCUGGAGCAGCUGUACGGGCGGCUGGCGGCCGGCAUGCUCGGCGCCUUCCACCACACCCUGCAGCCCGAGCCGCCCGGCCGCCAGCACAACGCCAGCUGCCCCGCGGGCGCCCGGCCGGGCGGCGACAAGAGGUUCCGGCUGCCCGUCAACCUGCGCAGCGCCUCGCCCUGGGCCUACAGAAUUUCAUAUGACCCCACAAGAUACCCUAAAUACAUUCCCGAAGCAUACUGUCUGUGCAAGGGCUGCCUGAUGGGGAUCUUUGGCGAGGAGAAUUUUCACUUCCGCAGCACCCCCGUGUACAUGCCCACCGUCAUCCUCCGCCGCACCUCCUCCUGCGCUGGGGGCCGCUAUGUGUACACAGAAGACUACGUCACCAUCCCAGUGGGCUGCACUUGUGUGCCUGAGCAAGACAAGGAGGCCGAAAGCGUAAAUUCCAGCAUAGACAAGCAAGAAAUGAAGUUGCUGGUAAACCAGAACAAGCCGUCGUCGGAAUGAAGAAUAUAGGAAGAGUCGUCUGUACGGUAUUGGCUUCACAUCAUUAUUUCACCACCUCAGCAAACUGCGCGCAGCAGAGAAACGCAUCAGAUUAUGCUGUUUCUCUGCUUACAGUUAUUUCAGUUAUAAGAUGGAAAAUUCUGUUCAGUUGCUCAGAUCAUUAGCGAUGACAAUUCAUAUUAAGAACUUCUGUAGCUCAUGUGAGUAUUUCUUGCAAAUUCCAGUAUAGCUUUUUUUCCUUUCCUUAGCACGGAACAUUUUAUCCAUACUUAUUCACAGUAUAUUUUAGAAGAUGAUGCAAUAGUCAGAAAUGCUAGCUAUUGCUAUAGCAGACUGCUGGUUGUAGGUAUUAUUCAGGAAUCACUUAUACUCUACUUUUAAAUACUUUUAUACAAAGAUCAUAGUUUUUAUAUAAAGAUCAUAGUUUUUGUCCAGAUGCCAAAACAUCAGUUAAAAAUACAGUUUUUCAGGGUGGGAAAGCCUUCCCUUAUACUGCCUAUCAACCCAUAGCAGCAUUCUUUGCUGUUAUGUCUUUGUUUAUACAGCACAGCAUGGGAACUUUCAUUGAGCUGGAGUCAUUCAUGAAACAGCAUUCUGUGAGUUAGCUAUUUUUAAACUCACCAAAUUGCUAAGGGUACAAAAGUGUUGAGAAAAAAAAACAUGCUAGAACGUGAUGAAAGUGCAGUGGACUUCCCCAUUGUGGACUACAGCUAAUUGAACAGAAAAUAUCCAUUAGACUAAAUAGAGUUUGCAUCCCAAGAAUUCUGUGUUGGAUUUCAUUCACUGUUAACUUUUUAACAGUUUCUUGAGAUAAAACUGUUCUGUGAAGUUGAAAGGCCAAAAUGUUUUUCUUGUCACUGAGACAAAUCACAGCCAAGCCAAACUGGUUAAAUACAACUAAUUUAUACAAUUAGUUCUGCUCGGUUUUCCCAUGUUACAAGCAGCAGACAGUCGCCUGUGAAAACUUGUAGAAAAGCAUUCAGCCUUUCAUCUUGCAGCUUACAGGAACCUGGGGGCAAGACCCAACUACAAACUAUCAAUAAGCAAAAACUUGCAGUUCCACAAUGAGGGACCAAAGAUUGACUUAGUCUAGAGAAUGACAGUAAGGACUAACUGGGUAGUUUGCAUGACCACAACGUGUAGAAAGGUCACAGUCACCAAAGUGUGAGAUAAAUCUGAAAAUGAACAGCAGAGAGUAUCUUUUACAGUUGAAUGAUUGUGACUACAAUAUUGUUGUAAAAUAGAAUAAAUACAGUAUGUGUCGAGGCAUUUGCUACAUCAAGAAUCUUAAAAUUGGGCUUGGUUCAUAGAGGAGAAAGUCUCAAUCCUACACAAAAACAUACCUUUGGAGUGUCAUUGGAUGAAGAAUGGAAAGUCUAUAAGCUAAACAGAAUUAACAAGUUAAAUAGAGAAUUAAAAUCACCUAACUCCUUGUCUUGAAGCAUAGUCAUUGAUUGUGCUCUUUAUGGCUCUGUAUGGCAUAAUGAUAUUUUUGUAGUGCAGUCUGUCUAACUAAGAAGCCUAAAAGAACUUCAAGAAUUCUGGGAACCAAUAAAAGAAAGAUUCCCAUCACAAUGUCAGAUUGAAGUAUGUAACUGUUUCUUGAAGAUGUGUUUUUUAUUAUUAUACCUUAGCUUCUGUCUCCUCAGAGUGGGAUACUUGUAUCACAAGGAGAUUCUCAAAGGAAGGUUCAAAAGAGGCCACAGAGUGUUCAGAACAGCUAAUUGCCUCGCUGCCGCCAGCAAUUAAAGGUGGUUACCUGUUCUCCAGAGAAUAUAAAUACUUGAAGCUGAUAGAGCCAUUUUUCAUUCCUCCUAAUGUGGAAGAACUUCUCAUCCCUGGAGAAAAGGGAAGUGCUAAUCAAAGACAGAGGGUUUCAAAAGGAAGCAGACCUGCAAAGAUAAAUAUGCAUUAGAUGAUACUUCAGCAGUUCCUUAAAGGUUUCACUGUUUAACAUAGUUUUUUUUUCCUGCACGCACACAUUUCAGGAAGGAUGAAAUUGGACCUUCAGACUCCAUGAAUAAUUUGAAUUCAAUUUGAAUAAACAAAUUAUUCAUUGCAAAAGAUAAUAAAAGUAGCUCACAACAACAACAACAAAAUAAACAAAGUUCCUUCUAAAAACUGUCCUCCAGAAAAUCAGUGUGACUGACCACAUCCUUCUGAUUCACAGAUCCAUGUUUACAACAAAUGUGUUAACCAGCAUCUGUGGAUUUAUUUACGUGACAUAGAGAGAAAAAAAGUUCUCAUUCUGUUGUAACUGUCCUGCAGCCAUAAUUUUACGGUGUCAGUUUGAGUUUCUUCAAGUAACUGGAAUAUGUUCUGGGAAUUUGUGGGAAUCACAGGCUAACACCAGGUAAAUGGAACACAAGUGGUUUUGUCAAUCCAGAAGAACAGAUGCUUCAGCUUACAUAAAGCUUCAGGAAUUGGAUGACUGAAAGGAAAGUAUUAGAGAACUGCAGAACCUCAGUGGAUCAAUAGAUUAUGUAUAUUGGCGACCUUCUGUUCAGACUGCAACAAGUGCAGAAAGCUUCCUAUGGUCACAGGCAACCUCAUGCUAUUCUCUUUUCCCUUUUUUUAAUCUUCUUUCUCUUCUAUGACAAGCUUUCUAGCUGAGCCAGUUUGCUUUCUGAUCCAGCUUUCCAGUUAGGUGUCUCUUGAAAGUGGUGUUUAUGUUUCAGUGUGAGCAACUGCUAAUAAUUUGUUAUUGAAAAACUGUUUCCUAAUAUUUAACAUCAAAAACUAUUAGCUGUGCAAACAUUUAUUAACCAUCAUACCCUUCCAUUUAUAAGCCCUCUCCACAUUACUCAUGUGGAAAAGUUUGAGUAUUAAAUGUAGUUUGCAUUUGUUUGGAUUUUUUUUCCUUUUCUUUAAGAUUUCAUCACAUUGUGGAUUUAUAUCAGAUGGACUUCAGCUGUGGUGUGACAUUUUCCAGCUUUUAGCCCUCUGGUUACAGCCUUGCCUUUAAUUUGCACGGGGGGAGGGAAGUCCAUUGGAGUUGCUUCGAGGUUUACAAACUAUUGACAGAAGGCAGACACAGAAUGCCUCAUUGGACCAACUCCAGGCCCAAUAAAUGCAAACAAUUCAAAGCUGAAACUAUCUGGCAGCUGUGGCUGAUUUGAGAAAAUUUUUGUUGUGCCAGGAAAAUCUUCUCCUGCAAGGAGGUUGUCCCUGGAAUGCAUUAGGAGCCACAAAACAUGGAACAAUAUCCUUGGUAAAGGAAUUGUUUUCUUCUCCGUAGUAUCACUUAAGAUAUAUUGGAAAAUUUGUAUCAUGCAGGAAAGCUGAGAAAAUCCUGCGAUGCUUGCUUUGGUUUACUGGCCUAUCAUUCCAAGAAGCUGUUUGCAUAACCGGGCAGUGGCCUGCAGCUGCAAAUAAGCACAAGAUUGCCAGCAGUAAUGGGAAGAGGGAAGAAGGCGAUUACAUGCUCUCAGAACGUAUAACUGCCUGUUAAUUUCUCUGGGAUUAAGGAGCAGCCGUAGCUAUAGGAAGGAGAUCAGCACGUAUUGCUGCUGAGUGGUGUGAGCUACCACUUGUUUCUGCAGCACUUCCUUUCAAGGAAUCUGCAAAAUAUGAGGAGAAAUGGAGCAGCAGCAUCAGUGGGUGCUUCCCACUUGGAUUGAGGGGCGACGGCACGAAGCCUGGCUGGCUGUGUGAUGCUGAGUUGAGCACAACACUUUUAAUGCCAAUUAGAGCUUAAUGAAAACCUCAUCUGUCAUGUGAUACAGUGCAGGUAGCCAUGGUACCUACCUCUUCAUGUGCCUGUGCACAAUGCUAGGUUUCCUCUGCC